CAAGAGUAUUUUUUAUCCGCUCUCUCUAUCUACACUUCUUCCCCGACUCCGAGAGCGUGAGGGCAACACCGCAACAGACCUUUGAACCGGCCCAUGCGAUCUCAUGGAUUACGGGAUUCACAAUAGCCACCAUCUCGACGCUGCGCCUCAAACGCUGGUGCAGCCACAUCCCCAGCCCCAGCCCCCGCCGCCGCAGGCUGCGGCUGCGCAUCUAUACUCGGCAUACUAUUCCACCGCAAAUCCCAAUCCUUACCCUAAUCCGAUUGUCAGACACGAAGAUGCAUCUUCAUCCUCCCUUGUCUUCGCCGACGGCGGCGUAGCCCAGGCUGCAGAGCACUAUGCUGUGGAAAGGGGAUUGGACGGUCAGGCUAUGACAUAUGGCGCUUAUCAGCCACAUCAGCACACCGAUCCGUACGCUUAUGCGCAGGCCUUAGCAGCGGCGUCAUUGCAGCAAGCUAAAAGAAAGUUGAAGAUCCGCUCAACUAUUUAUAAUUUGGAGGAAAAGAAGCAGAGAAUUAUUGAAGGAGGUGCAGCAGCUGAUGAAGUAAAAGUAUGUACAACGUGCAAUGUAGUUUGCAACAGUGCUAAAGUAUUUGCAUCACACCUUGCAGGAGAAAAACAUGCUCUUAAGGCCUUGGGACCUAAUUAUCGUACUAUGGUGCCAAAAGUAAUGGCUCAUUUAAAGCAAGUGAAAUAUGCCAAAAAGUCAGUUCCCAACAAAAGAGCUGGUCUUGGUUACAUUGCUGCUCCCAAAAUUGUUGAAAAUUUUUCUUGUGAAGUCUGUAAGAUUGAAUGUAAUAGCCAAGAGACCUUCAACACUCAUAAAAUGGGAAGAAAACAUAAGGCAAAUCUACUAAAAUUGCAGGAAAAAAUUACUCCAAAGCCAUCUGCUGCUACUAAGAAAAAUACAGUUGGUCAAGAUCAAACUAUAAAUGUGGAAGCGGUGAAGAAACCAUCUUCAAUUAAAGAGGAUUUGCAGACCAAGAAGGAUAAGGUUGUUCAGGGAGGUGCUGCUGAAGAGGCUAUAAUGGUAUGUGCUCUUUGUGAUGUUGUUUGCAAUAGCAAAGCCGUUUAUGACUCACAUGUUAGUGGGAAGAGACAUCUUGCUAUGGUUAAGAAGCAGGAGACUCAAGUUUGAACCAGUUCGCUCAUGGCCGAAAGCUCAACUCAGCUUUUUGAUGGAAUGAUCUUUCUGCUUUCAAUUUCUUCCAUUGGCCAAUUUCCUCAGCCAGAGACAGUAAACCCUAUUACAUUCAACUCAACGACUACAUUCACAGAUUGUGUUUUGGAGCAUUUUAUACUUUAGCUAAGUUUGUCUUUUGAUAUCAAUAUAGUAUUUUAGUUGUUUAUCCUUCCAAAGUGAUUCUGAACUUUUUACUUAGUGAACUUGUUUGGGCUUUCUGGUGCCUGAAUUAUAUUGGCGAGAGGCAUUUGAUGUGAAUCAGCUGUACUCAACGGUUAUUAACAGUCCACAAUCAAUGGAGUUUUAUAGGCAUCAGAACAUUGCAAAGGUAACAACUUUUUUGUCAAAGAAUUUUUCAUUGUUUUGAUA
Messenger RNA from Dendrobium catenatum, 1552 nucleotides. RefSeq lists its product as uncharacterized. Gene Ontology annotation, molecular function: single-stranded RNA binding; double-stranded RNA binding; zinc ion binding. The coding region runs from base 104 to 1138 and encodes 344 amino acids. The transcript has 3 exons. Gene Ontology annotation, cellular component: precatalytic spliceosome. The record is from RefSeq and is a predicted model, not a curated record. Lineage: Eukaryota; Viridiplantae; Streptophyta; Magnoliopsida; Asparagales; Orchidaceae.